AUGGGUGCAUUGUGCCCUCGUUCAGAUAUUGAGGUCGUGCAUAUUGAGUAGAAUGAGAAUGAGAUUAAGAUCGAUCCUCAAGUGGAAAUAGACACUCUUAUUAAUCAAGAAACCAACUACAAACUUAGUUUAAGUCCUAAUUUUUCACUCAAUAAUCCAACACUCUAAACUUGUGAUUAAGUAAUACAAUCCAUCCUCUCUAUCUCACUUUCUUUCAUGGUCAAAGAUUUUUCAGAACAGAUUAAUUUCUUGAAACUGCAAAUACAUAAAUAGAUACAAGAACUCAUUAAUCAUAAAAUCGAUUUUCAAGAUGAAUUACUGAAAAUGCUUAUCGAUUAUUAUGAAUUUCUUAGUUAUGUUCAAGAGAAUAGUGCUACCAAAGUAGUUACUUGGUGGACAGAACCAAAAACUGUUGUGGAUCUCUAAAAUGCAAUUAAACAUUGGUCUCAAUAAUUCUUUAAAUUUGGAGGUCGUCUCAGGAGAGAAAAAGCAAUCAGACAACUCAAUUUUGAACCCAAGACUCCUGAGCGUUUUGUUAAAACCAGAGAAUGGAUCAAAAAACAAACAGAAGGUUAACAAGAUCAACAAGAUCAACAAGAACCUAAAUAACCAUAAACAAUUGAGCGUAGUCUAUAAGUGGAAGAUGGCUUUGAAGAAUUAUGA
Messenger RNA from Paramecium tetraurelia, 663 nucleotides. RefSeq lists its product as uncharacterized. The record is from RefSeq and is a predicted model, not a curated record. Lineage: Eukaryota; Ciliophora; Oligohymenophorea; Peniculida; Parameciidae. The transcript has a single exon.